Molecule: messenger RNA, 2007 nt
Organism: Carassius auratus (goldfish)
Lineage: Eukaryota; Metazoa; Chordata; Actinopteri; Cypriniformes; Cyprinidae
Product: CWF19-like protein 1
Exons: 14
Coding region: 131-1774 (547 amino acids)
Biological process (GO): mRNA splicing, via spliceosome
Cellular component (GO): post-mRNA release spliceosomal complex
Molecular function (GO): RNA lariat debranching enzyme activator activity
Source: RefSeq, a predicted model, not a curated record
UAAGUAGGCGGCCGAAAUCAUUUACUCUCUGUUCCGACAGGGUUUAUUUUGUCGACGCACAAAUAUAUACACCAGACACAAGAAACGUUAAUUUUUAAAGAUUUUUAAGAACAUUUAUAUUUUACUCGGUAUGGAUGACAAGCCUUUACGUGUACUCGCAUGUGGCGACGUUGAAGGAAGAAUAAAUGCCUUGUUCAACCGGGUGAACGCCAUUCAGAAAAAGAGCGGGCAGUUUGAUUUGUUGCUGUGUGUUGGUGAGUUCUUUGGAACUUCUCCUGACGCUGAAGCAGAAUGGGAAGCAUACAAAUCUGGUGCAAAAAAGGCACCCAUUCACACAUAUGUCCUCGGCGCAGCAAGCCAAGAGACUGUGAAGUGUCUCCCAAACUCUGAUGGCUGCGAGCUGGCAGAAAACAUCACAUGUUUGGGUCGAAGAGGCAUUUUCACUGGGGCAUCGGGGCUUCAGAUUGCUUAUGUCAGUGGCAGAGAAUCUCAGCAGGAACCUGCUCCCUCACACUGCUUUACCUCUAAAGAUAUCAUUGCCCUGGCGGCCCCACUGCUGUCUAACUCCAAAUUUCGAGGAGUGGACAUUCUCCUGACAUCCCAGUGGCCUCGAGGCGUAUGGCAGUACGGAAACAGUCCCGAAACUGACACAAAGUUUUGUGGGGUUUCGUCCAUCGCAGAUCUCGCUGACAAACUGAAGCCCCGUUACCAUUUUGCGGGACUGGAAGCGGUCCAUUACGAGAGGCUGCCUUACAGGAAUCAUGUGGUCCUUCAAGAAAAUGCUCAGCAUGUCAGUAGAUUCAUCGCCCUGGCGACAGUCAACAAUCCUGCCAAGAAGAAGUAUUUGUAUGCAUUCAACAUCGUCCCGAUGAAAAACAUGGACCCCGCAGAGUUAGUCAAGCAGCCCCAGGAUGUCACAGAAAGUCCCUACAGGAAACCUAUGAGAGACGGGAGGAAAGAAAAACCACCACCCUCUAUGACAGGCGCCGAGGAGGAACCGGUAUCCCAGUUCUUUUUUGAUCUUGGCCAAAAGAAGCCACAGCACCAGCAACGUCAGCAUGGCAGGAAGAGGCAAACAGAUGGAGACAGACCUAAUUACCCCAAACAGCCCCGAAGACCCCCACAGCCCACCGGACCCUGUUGGUUCUGCCUCGCAAGUCCAGAAGUCGAGAAGCACUUGGUCAUAAGCAUUGGAACACAUUGUUACAUGGCUCUCGCUAAGGGUGGUCUCACUCCCGAUCAUGUGCUCCUGCUGCCCAUCGGACAUUACCAGUCAGUGGUGGAUUUGGCUUCGGAGGUGGUCGAAGAGAUGGAGAAAUACAAGAGUGUUGUCAAGAAGUUCUGUAAAAGCAGAGCCCAGCGGUGCAUCAUGUUUGAGAGGAACUACCGUAGCCAGCACCUUCAACUACAGGUAGUGCCGGUGCCCAUGGAGAAGUGCAGUACAGAAGACAUCAAGGAGGCGUUCAUGACACAAGCUGAAGAGCAGCAGAUGGAGCUGAUGGAGAUUCCAGCUCAUACAGACCUCAAACAGAUUGCUCCUCCAGGAACGCCCUACUUUUAUGUGGAGCUGGAUACAGGCGAGAAGCUGUUUUAUCGUAUCAAGAAAAACUUCCCUUUGCAGUUUGGCAGGGAAGUGAUGGCGAGCGAGGCGUUGUUGAACAUCCCCAUGCGUGCUGACUGGAGGGAGUGUAAAUGUACAAAAGAAGAGGAAGACGAUCAGGCCAAACAAAUGCGCUCUGACUUUGAGCCCUUCGACUUCGCACUUGAUGACUGAGCAACAUUUCAGAUGCAUCUGACUUAAUCCCUUCAUUUUAAUGAACUCAACUGCUUAUUUUAUCCUUUUUAAUUUUGCGCCAUAUACACUUUCCUCUUCCAAUCACUUGCAAACAGGAAACGUUUUUUGUCACAGUGGUCUUUUAAAAGAUGCCUGUUUUUGGUGAUUCAUCUCAUCUGUUAUAUGUGGAAUUUUAUGCUUCAUAAUUAAAGUCAUUUUUCAGAUUUGUAAAA